Molecule: messenger RNA, 1575 nt
Organism: Striga hermonthica
Lineage: Eukaryota; Viridiplantae; Streptophyta; Magnoliopsida; Lamiales; Orobanchaceae
Source: the annotation of a GenBank genome assembly
AUGUCGACUUUUCUUUAUUCUAUCGGGCCAAAUUUAGUAGUAUCUCCAUCCCCAGGCAGAACAAGAAUAAGCACUGUGAACCCAGUUUUUCAAAGAGCCAAUUUCAGCAGUUUCUCUACACAUAAACCCUUAUUUAGGGGCAGUCUUGGGUUGGCCCGAUUUGGCCUCGGCCAGUUGCCGUCUCCUGACCCAGAAAACGCCGAGCUGCUUUUCAGAGAUUUGAUUGGCAGAGUUGAAGGGUUUCUUUACACUAUUGCUGACGCUACAGUCACUUCUUCGGAUACAGUUGAUGCGGUUAGUACAAACAGGCAGAGCAGCGACUGGCUUUCUGGGAUUACCAAUGUCAUGGAAGUUGUACUGAAGGUUCUUAAAGAUGGACUUUCCACUCUUCACGUCCCUUAUGCGUAUGGUUUUGCCAUCAUUUUACUGACAGUUCUUGUUAAGGCUGUUACUUUUCCUUUGUCAAAGAAACAGGUGGAAUCGGCAAUGGCCAUGCAAUCUUUGGCACCUCAGAUAAAGGCUAUUCAGGAAAGAUAUGCUGGAAAUCAGGAGAAAAUACAAAUGGAAACAGCUCGAUUGUACAAACUGGCUGGCAUAAAUCCACUGGCAGGAUGUCUUCCUACUCUUGCUACCAUCCCCAUAUGGAUUGGGCUCUACAGAGCUCUUUCAAAUGUAGCCGACGAGGGACUUCUAACUGAGGGGUUCUUCUGGAUACCCUCACUCUCUGGGCCCACGACUAUUGCUGCUCGGCAAACUGGUAGUGGUACUUCAUGGCUUUUCCCGUUCAUUGAUGGUCACCCUCCCUUGGGAUGGUCAGAUACUUUUGCAUAUCUCAUCUUGCCUCUGCUUCUGGUUAUUACACAGUAUAUUUCUGUACAGAUCAUGCAACCCCCACAGAGCAAUGAUCCGAAUGUGAAGAGUUCCCAAGCCAUAACCAAACUGCUACCGUUGAUGAUUGGCUAUUUUGCUUUGUCAGUUCCAUCUGGUUUAAGCCUUUACUGGUUCACAAACAACAUCCUAAGUACAGUUCAACAGGUAUGGUUUCGGAAAUUGGGUGGCGCCAAAAAUCCAAUCAUACAAAAAUUCAGUGAUAAGAGUGUAAAAAAUGAGCAACCGGCAGCUAUGAAAGCCAUAUCUGAAGCACCGGCUGCUACAACGGUAGUCGAAAAAGAAGAGAAACUGACUACAGAGGGGCUUCGUCCGGGUGAAAGGUUUAAACAACUAAAGGAACAAGAAGCUCAAAGGAAAAAGCAAAGAGAGGAAGAGAGAAUAAAAGCUGAGGAGGUAGUUGCGCAGGGAAGUCGAAUAACAAAUGGCGAAGUAAAUGAAGAUGACUCUCAACUAGAGAGAGAAGAUAGUCACGAUGCCACAUCCUCUGGUCCUUAUUUCGGGAACAAUGAUGACCUUUCCUCCAGCGUUGAUGGAUUUGCUGUGAAUGGUAAUAGUGUCAACUCAUCAGUGAAGGAUGGAAAUCCUGAAAUUUCAGUUGAUUACAAGAACGAAAGAAAUAAAUUGCAACUGGACAAAAAUUUAGAAAAGAACGAAGAUGACUUCCAGAAAAAGGAUUCAUACUGA